This is a messenger RNA of Myxocyprinus asiaticus (Chinese sucker), 3621 nucleotides long. Its product is annotated as 14-3-3 protein gamma-B. Gene Ontology annotation, cellular component: cytoplasm. The transcript is spliced from 2 exons. Lineage: Eukaryota; Metazoa; Chordata; Actinopteri; Cypriniformes; Catostomidae. Gene Ontology annotation, biological process: signal transduction. The coding region runs from base 155 to 898 and encodes 247 amino acids. Gene Ontology annotation, molecular function: protein kinase C binding. The record is from RefSeq and is a predicted model, not a curated record.
AGGAGGGGAGAGGUUGGCCCGUCGGCACGAGUGCAGACAGCGAGGAACAGCUGCAGAGAAGCUCUCCAUCAUUGAAUUACACCGCAUAGCUCUUACAAUAUUACUAUUUCCCCCGAAAAAGCAAAUUAUAUCGUAUAAAACAUAACCAUCCAACAUGGUUGACCGCGAGCAGCUGGUUCAAAAAGCCAGGCUGGCUGAGCAGGCAGAGAGAUAUGACGAUAUGGCAGCAGCCAUGAAAUCGGUAACUGAACUGAACGAGGCCUUGUCGAAUGAAGAGAGGAAUCUCUUGUCCGUUGCCUAUAAGAAUGUCGUAGGCGCACGCCGUUCAUCUUGGAGAGUCAUUUCCAGCAUUGAGCAGAAGACCUCCGCAGAUGGCAAUGAGAAGAAGAUCGAGAUGGUGAGGGCCUACCGUGAGAAGAUCGAGAAAGAGCUUGAGGCUGUUUGCCAGGAUGUUCUCAACUUGUUGGAUAACUUCCUCAUCAAGAACUGCAGCGACACCCAGCAUGAGAGCAAGGUCUUCUACCUGAAGAUGAAGGGAGAUUACUACCGCUACUUGGCUGAGGUGGCCACCGGUGAGAAGAGGUCCACUGUGGUGGAAUCCUCAGAAAAGGCCUACAACGAGGCUCAUGAGAUCAGCAAAGAGCACAUGCAGCCCACCCAUCCCAUCCGACUGGGAUUGGCCCUCAACUAUUCUGUGUUCUACUAUGAGAUCCAGAAUGCUCCAGAACAAGCCUGUCAUCUGGCCAAAACCGCCUUCGAUGAUGCCAUCGCCGAGCUUGACACGCUUAAUGAGGACUCCUACAAAGACUCAACCCUCAUUAUGCAGCUCCUCCGAGACAACUUAACACUGUGGACGAGUGACCAGCAAGACGAUGAGGGUGGGGAGGGCAACAAUUAAAAGUAGACCUCUCUAUCUAGAAACAUAAAAAUGGCUGGACUUUGGCAGCAGCUUGUGCCAUGGUUUCCUCUGCAGCAGCAGUUCUUUAUUUUUCCACGAGUUAAAAGAAAAAAUAACAAGGGUGAUAAAGGGGGGGCUGAAGUCCUAGUUUGAAUAUAUACAGAAAUAUAUAUAUAUAUAUAUAUAGUUGAAUGGGCCUCCCUUUUCUUGGUUCUCUUUGACAUUUGCCAAAACCACUGAAAUGUCAGUCAAUCAGCCGGCAGUGGUCGUUGUUGGUUUGGAUUGGCAGCCUGACAAUGGCAAAUGGACUGAUGUAUUUCAAAGGGAUGCUGCUUAAUUAUGUUUUGGGUAGUAGUAAAGCAUUUCAAAAAGAGGGUUAGGUGCAACGGCAUUUGAAGGUGAAAUAGUGGUUCCAGUUAUGAACUGAUUGUUAAGAAUUGUCCUGUAUGCAGUAAUUAUAUACUAAGGCUUAUCACCCAUGGUCAGUUAACUGUUAAAUGGAAGUGUGGUGAAUGAAAUGUAGUCUUCUUUGAAUGCAUCAAAAAAGAUAAAAUUCAGUUGCUUAAAUGAAAAGCAUUGUCAUAUAAUCAUUGCAGUCUAAUACUACUGGAAUCAUUCACUUUCUUUUGAAGGACAGUUUGGGGAGAAGACAGAGACUGGUCUGAUUUUAAAAAAGAAAGAUGAAGAAAAGAAAAAUAGGAUAAUAUUGCAGCUUCAAAGUUUGUGGUUUACUUCUGUGUUUAACUUAUUUUUGCACUUGCCAAGUAUACUGUUUUGUCAGUGUAAGAUAAUUACAAUGAUACGAUCAGUGAUUCAAUAUUGUGCAUGCUGGUGAUGUAUUUAUACAAUAGCUUGACUUUAUUAACUUAUAUCUUGGAUGUUAUGUAUUCCAAUAAUUGAAAAGUAAACUGGCUUCAUAUUGUUUAUUUAUAAUUUAUCAGUUUUUGUUUUGAUUUGCUAUUCCAAAAUCGUGAUUGUUAACAAUAAAUUGAUCUGUUAUGGGCAUUGCUGUGGUGACAUGGAAUGUUUAUUUCUUUAGCUAUAGGCUGACUUUCGGAAAACACGAUUGAUCACCUAAUUGUACAAGUGUUUUUCUUGGUAAACUGUAACCAUGACAUUGUUAUGCAAUGUUUUGCUCUCUGAACAGUAUAUGAGUGCUCUUCUUGUCAUAUUAUGCACAUUGAACAUGUGUGGUUUAAACAACAUUGAAGUUACAGAAUCAGUGUUUCUGUGACCGAUUCAGAUCAUGGACCAUUAUUUGUCUUUGGCAGUAUUUUUUAUUUAUUUAUUUGCAUUUUCUUUCAUUCUUUCUUUCUUUCUUUUUUUUUUACUUUAAGCUGUCUCCUGGGUGACAAAUAUCUUGAAUGUGAAUAAUUAUGUAGCAGUUGCACAAGAGCCAAAAUAAUUAUAACAAUAAAAAGACAAAAAAAAAAAAAAAAGGCCUUGAGUAGUCAUAAUAUAGAUCAUGUCAGUGUUGCUCAUUUGUAGUGUUCUUAAUUAAUGCUUCUUCAAGAAAGCAAGUAAUUACUCAAAGAUAAUACUGAAUUAAACUAAAGUAAUCUCAAUAUUUGCAAUGUGUAAUCAAAUCCAAGUCCUGUAAUUUUUUAUUUAUUUUUAUUUUUAUUUUUGCAUUGUACUGCUUACAAUUUAAAAUAAGGUUUAAUAUGCAAAAAUAGUGAGAUGAACUAGCAAUAAACAAUAAUUUUACAGCAUUCAUUCAUCUUAGUUAAUGUUCAUUUCUCAAUAUACAUAACAAUAAAGGUUAAAUACGUUGACCUUAGUCGUAACAUUUUACAAGAAGGUUGUAUUUGUUUACAUACUUAACACAAUAAUUAACAUGAACUAACAAUUAGCAAUAUUUAAACAACAUUUAUUAAUCUUGGUUAAUGUUAAUUUCUACAUAAACAUUACUAAUACAUCCUUUACAUUAAGAGUUGUAUACGGUAAGAUCAGUUAAUGCGAGAUGAACAAGUAUAAACCAACUCUGAACAAUUGUAUUUUGAUAAAUUAACAUUGGUCUAGAUUCAUAAAUACGGUUAAAAAUAUUGUUUUUUGAUAGUUCAUGAUAUACUAAUGUUUUCAAAUAGAAAUGUUGCCACAUUAGUUAAUGCAAUAUGAGCUAUAACAACAAAGAACAGUAUGACAGCAAUAGACAAUAACCAAGAUUAAUAAAUGCUGUAAAAUUAUUUUUCAUGUAAAUGCAUAAAACUUCAUUGUAAAGUGUUACCAUUUGCUGUAUUAAUUUCAACUUGUCAUCUAGUUUCAAAUACCAGUGCAAUUGUACAGUUACACACCAGUAUAUCUUUAAAAGCACAGUGCUGCAGCCAAAAUGUCAACAGGUUCAAAACCAAAUUAUCUUUCUCUGCAGCGCACCUACUAUCCAUGAUUAGUGUUCACCACUGCAUUGCAGAGUUUACCUGCUCUCCACAAUAUAAUAAAGUGCUUGACAGAUGAAUGUGCCUCAUGAGGACAGUAUUAUUGGCUCAGAAUUACAUGCAUUAAUAAAUGCAAAAUUAUUUUAUGUUUAGGAAAGCAGUGGCAAUUGCACAAAGAAAUGGCUGACUUUCAUCAUUUGAAGGUCACAUGACAAAUAUGUUUACCUGUAAACAUUUCUAUUCGAAUUCAGUAUCAGCAUGACUAAUUAUUUGAAUAUCCUAAUGAUCAUUUCUUACCAAUGCUCAACUCAAAUCAGUGCUUUCUAAAAUAAAUGUGAUGUGUUGUUC